UUUUAAUAUCUUGUAGCUAGAAAAUUAUGCGAAAACUGAAGAAGCUAAAGUUGAGGAGCUUAUAAAGGCAGUUGCUGAUUCCGGUGCCAAAGUAAUUGUUAGUGGAGCAGCAGUUGGGGAGAUGGCACUUCAUUUCUGUGAGCGCUACAAGUAUAUCACCUUCUAUUGUGUUUUUUUAUUGAUUAACUUACUAAUUUUCCGCACUACUGGUGCUGUUGCUAUGUUAAAGCUUAGCAAGCCAAACCCAGAUGACCUGGGACAUGUUGAUUCAGUUUCAGUAGAAGAAAUUGGUGGUGCUAGGGUCACUGUUGUGAAGAAUGAAGAAGGUGGGAACUCUGUAACCACUGUUUUAUUGCGAGGAAUCACAGAUAGCAUUUUAGAUGACAUUGAAAGAGCAGUUGAUGAUGGAGUAAAUACUUACAAGGUAUAUUGAGAUGAUUUCUUUGGAGCAAUUAUUGACAACAUUUGUAGUUGAGGCCUUUAGAAUGGAAGAAUGUAUUUCACUAUUUUUUGUAUACAUUUCUUGUUUUGUAUUUAGUGAUAAAGGAAUCUGAAUUGGGCAUAAAUUAUGUUGUAAUAUGAUUUCUUAAGCCUAGACUAGUAGACUAAAUAUUGUAAUUACAUUUUGAGUAAUUAAUAAAAAUCUAUUUAUGUUACCUUA
Messenger RNA from Humulus lupulus (European hop), 661 nucleotides. Its product is annotated as T-complex protein 1 subunit theta-like. Gene Ontology annotation, biological process: protein folding. Gene Ontology annotation, cellular component: chaperonin-containing T-complex. The transcript has 4 exons. Bases 122 to 433 code for a protein of 103 amino acids. NCBI's taxonomy places the organism in Eukaryota, Viridiplantae, Streptophyta, Magnoliopsida, Rosales, Cannabaceae. The record is from RefSeq and is a predicted model, not a curated record. Gene Ontology annotation, molecular function: ATP-dependent protein folding chaperone; ATP binding.